This is a messenger RNA of Phycodurus eques (leafy seadragon), 5687 nucleotides long. It is a transcript of the gene gnptab, whose product is annotated as N-acetylglucosamine-1-phosphate transferase subunits alpha and beta. The transcript has 22 exons. Gene Ontology annotation, molecular function: calcium ion binding; UDP-N-acetylglucosamine-lysosomal-enzyme N-acetylglucosaminephosphotransferase activity. The record is from RefSeq and is a predicted model, not a curated record. Gene Ontology annotation, cellular component: Golgi apparatus. The coding region runs from base 1388 to 4921 and encodes 1177 amino acids. Gene Ontology annotation, biological process: carbohydrate phosphorylation; N-glycan processing to lysosome. Lineage: Eukaryota; Metazoa; Chordata; Actinopteri; Syngnathiformes; Syngnathidae.
UCUUGUGGGUUUCAGUCGGUUGCUUCCCUUUCGCGCGUGCGGAGUCGGGUCGUAUGGAAAUCGCCUCGAGAUGGCGUCCGUUGUGAAAUAGCGGGACGUCGGCGAAUCGGAACACGCUCGGCGUUCUCGGUACGCGUAAGUGCGACGCGCCAGGGUGCGGGAGCGCUAGCGUCAGCGGCGACCGCCGAGACACGCGUUGAAUAUUUCUUCACUGAGCAGACCAAACCAUUGAAGCUGUAAUUGUGGGUGUGAGCCAUUCAGGCGCCAAGGUUGGAAUUGCCUUCCCCGCCGAGCAUGAGUGCAAUUGCACGUGAGAGCAUUUUGUAUCUUUGCUUGUUGAAUUUACGCAGUUACGAGAGGAUUUUUAUGAUGAGCUCAAUGUCAUAUUUUCUUCACAGAUGAAGGCAAUUUGCCUGUUCCCGUGUUGCCUGUUGGUUACACAUUAGGAAACAGUUAAAAGUGUUGAGAAUAGCUCGAGCGCAAAUCUCACUUUGAGAUGUGUUGUAAAACUCCGCCUUCUGACUCCGUGGUUGCCGAGCGACAUUACGGCGCCUCAAGAUCGACGGUCUGGAUUGUUGUUUGUCUUUAACGAGUGCAAAUAAGAUCAAGUUUAUGAGUCCCGCAAAAGAGAAAUUUGCAACGCAUACAAUACGAGUGAGCCCGUUUUGUUACAAAUGGACAGCUUUAAUGCUUCGGUGCAGAAGGAAGCACGUCAGUUACGAAGGUAAGUGUGUAUGUACAGAUUCAGUUCCGCCUAUUGCGCUGCUUAGUCAGCGCAUUGUUUUAUUCAUUGCAAUGCUCGCUCUUAAACCUGAAAUGGAAUUUGUCGAAGACAUUGCAACCACAAUUGUUUGCUUUUGUGACGUGUUAAAGGCUCUUGGAUGGUUGCGUCAGAAUGCAAUUUUCACCUUAGCAAAAUAUAUUGCUGUAGCGUAGCAUAUAAAAAUGAUGAGGAAAAAUGUUUUUUUUGAGCCGUCUUUUUACACGACAGUGGUCCAAUUGUUCACAUUAAUUACCCAAAGAGGCUUUGACUUGAAAUGACUCGCAUGCUUGCUGCCCUUAUUUUAUUACUAUUAUGAUGAUGAUUAUUAUAAACACUCCCUUUCGUGACCUCCAUUCAUAAGUCAAGUAUCAGAUAAUUGGAAUAAGUGAAAUGUCCUUCAUGAUUAUUGCCAAAUGCAUUGUCAGCGUUGGAGGCGCGUAUCCCUCCCCGCCGCCAGGCGUCACCAAAGUGCGCGGGCGGGGGAAGCGGAAACGCCGGCGCCGCCGGACAAGAAGCGUCCACACGCAUCGCUGUCAUGUGUGCGGACGGUCAGCUGACUAAUCCCGCUCGCUUGUGAUGCUCCUUGUGCUUAUUUCGCCUCCUUUGCUCGCCAUUGUCGAAUGAAUGCGGCGCUAUGCUUGGCCCAGGAGAGCCAUGGUAGUCGUCAACUCGGUGCUGAAGCUGCUUCAGAGGCAGACGUACACCUGUCUGUCCCACCGCUAUGGACUCUACCUCUGCUUCGGAGGCAUCGUCCUCAUGAUCGUGUCUGCUUUCCAGUUCGGGGAGGUUGUGGUGGAGUGGAGCCGGGACCAGUACCAUGUGCUCUUCGACUCCUACAGAGACAAUUUGGGUGGCAAAUCCUUUCAAAGCAGGCUCUGCCUGCCCAUGCCCAUCGAUGUGGUGUACACGUGGGUGAACGGCACCGACGUGGCCCUGCUGAGGGAACUGAAGGCAGUGAGAGAGCAACUGGCGGAGGAACAGAGAGCGAUGAGGGAACGUCUGGGGAAAAAUGCAAGCGAAACGACAGAAGAGCCGAAAGUCAGGGCCAAAGCGGAAUGCUUGCUGUCCCACUGCAUCGUGGCGCCCAUGCUGGCGCUGGAUCCCGCCCUGCCGGCCAACGCCACGCUGCGGGAGCUGCCGUCGCUCUCGCCCUCGCUGGCGGGCGCCAAGCAGCUGCUGCCGCUCCGCAAGCCGGUUCACCCGUCCACUGCGGCCUCCGUACUGGUCUUCAAUUCUCAGGCUGACGCUGAGAAAGCCUACGUUGACGCAUUCAAGGAAGACAAGAAAUUCUCCGUGUCCAGAUGCUACCUGACCACAGACAAAGAGGCUCCGGGUCUGAUCCGCCUGCAGACGCUGGCCUACCUCAGCGGCUUCCCGGGCUCCUUCAAGGAGACGGAGCAGCUGCGGGCCAAACUGCCCUCUUUUGUCACUGACAAGAUAAAGCAGUUUGAGUUGUACUCUGAGGCCAGCAUCGCUCUGCUCCACCUCAACGGCCCGCAGGACUUCAGAGACCUCAUGCAGAAGUCCAAGAAGAACCUGACGCUGGACGGGAAGGAGCUGACCAUCAGCCCCGCCUACCUCUUCUGGGACCUGACCGCCAUCUCGCAGUCCAAGCAGGACGAGGACGUCUCGGCCAGCCGCUUCGAGGACAACGAGGAGCUGCGCUACUCUCUGCGGUCGGUGGAGAAACACGCCCCCUGGGUGCGACACGUCUUUGUGGUCACCAACGGGCAGAUUCCCUCCUGGCUCAACCUGGAUAACCCUCGUGUUUCGGUUGUCACGCAUCAGGAGCUGUUCUUGAACCGCAGCCACCUCCCUACGUUCAGCUCGCCGGCCAUCGAGAGCCACAUCCACCGCAUCCCGGGACUCUCGCAGAAGUUCAUUUACCUCAACGACGACGUGAUGUUCGGCAAAGACGUCUGGCCGGACGACUUCUACAGCCAUUCAAAGGGACAGAAGGUGUAUCUCACCUGGCCUGUUCCCAAUUGUGCGGAAGGCUGUCCGGGAUCCUGGAUCAAAGAUGGCUAUUGUGACAAGGCGUGCAACAACUCGGCGUGUGACUGGGACGGAGGAGACUGCACAGGGGCCGCGGGCAGCAGCAGAUUCCCGGGUGGGGUCGGCGCCGGCGGUCCCGGCGGAGCCGGCGGGCAGGUGUGGCAGUUUGCCGGCGGUCAAGGCGGCCUGGCCGGAGCCUCGUACUGUAACCAAGGUUGCGCCACCUCCUGGCUGGCAGACAAAUUCUGCGACCAAGCCUGCAACGUGCUCUCUUGCGGCUUCGACGUGGGCGACUGCGGCACAGACCACUUUGGAGAGCUGCACCGUGCCACCCUGCUGAGUAACCAGAGCGCGUACGUGCUCCCCGUCGGAGAGAUCAGACCUUAUUUCAGCUUCGAACGGCUGGCUUACAGGGUGUCGGAGGCCCACGUGAUCGACAACCCGGUGGUGCGUCACACCUCCGUGGCCAACAAGUGGAAGACCAUCCACCUGCUGCUCCACGCCGGCCACAACGCCACCGUGGUCCAGUACAACGUCACCUUCCAAAAAGAGGACAGCACGGCGUUUACCAAGCUCUUUAGCGUGGCCGUCGACACGCGUCAGCUUCCGCAGGUUAACGGGACGCAGACCGGCGGGGAAAGUUCCAGCCGGAAGCCUCCCGUGAUGACGGAACAGCCCUUCCUUUUCUCGGAUGUAGCCGAGGACAAGAGGGGUCCCAAGAUCCAGAGGAAGCAGCCAGAUGAACUCGAGGCCAUCGUAGAAGUUCCCGCGUUCAACGAGUCGCUCUUGCCGGCCCCUUUGCGGAGCGAGCUGCAGAAGCUGGAUGAGAAACUCCUCAAAGGAGACAUCACCCUGAAGGGUUACAACCUCACCAAGGCUCGCCUGCUGGCCACCGACCGCAAAGAACGUGACAGAGAGGAACUUGACGUGCCUCCCGCGGUGGAGAGGCCCAAAACCUCCAAGCUGCUGAGGCACAUUACCAAAGUGAAGAGCACCGAGCGGCAAUUGGAGCCCCCCCACGUUGCUCCAGUGGGGAGGAGGCUCCAACACUACGUCCCCGCUGACAGAGGCUUCUUGCCGUGGGAGAAGAAGAAGUACUUCCAAGACCUGCUGGAGGAAGAAGAGCGUCUGCAGACGGCCCUGGCGUACGACAUUGCCGGCGGCGGCGGACGCAAGCUGCAGGACACGUUUGCCGACUCGCUGCGCCACGUCAACAAGCUCCUCAACCGCCAGUUUGGCUUCGCGUCUCGCAAAGUCCCCGCGCACAUGCCGCAUAUGAUUGACAGGCUGGUCAUGCAGGAGCUGCAGGACACAUUCCCGGAUGAUUUUGACAAGACAUCCGCCCACCGUGUGCGCCACUCGGACGAUAUGCAGUUUGCCUUCUCCUACUUCUACUUCCUGAUGAGCACUCAGCAGCAGCUCAACGUCUCGGAGGUGUUCGACGAGGUCGAUACCGACCACUCUGGCGUUCUGUCCGAUCGCGAGAUUCGGACUCUCGCCACCAGGAUCCACGAGCUGCCUCUCAGCCUCCAGGACCUGACAAGUUUGGAGCAGAUGUUGAUCAACUGCUCGAAGACACUCCCGAGGAACCUGAGCGAGCUCCACCUGGUGAACCCCACACAGGAGGCCUACUACGACCACAGCAUGCCGCCGGUCACGAAAGGCCUCAUCGUGUACUGCACGCCCAUCACGGAGCGCAUUCGCAAAGCCUUCGUGGACCAGAACAAGUACAAGUUUGAGAUCAAGGGCGAGGAGGACAUCGCGUUCAAGAUGGUCCGCACCAACGUGUCGCACGUGGUGGGCCAAUUGGACGACAUCAGGAAGAAUCCCAGGAAGUUCAUCUGUCUGAACGACAACAUCGACCACGCCCACAAGGACGCCGCCACCGUGAAGGCGGUGCUGAGAGACUUCUACGACUCCAUGUUCCCGCUGCCCUCCCAGUUUGAGCUGCCCAGGGAAUACCGCAACCGCUUCCUCCACAUGGACGAGCUCCAGGAAUGGCGAGUCUACCGGGACAAGUUGAAGUUCUGGACCCACUGUGUCCUUGUGACGCUGGUGGCCUUCACCGUCAUGUCCUUCUUCGCCGAACAGCUGAUCCACUUUAAGCGCAAGCUAUUCCCCCGACGCAAAACGGCUAAAGACGACAACCCCGAGAGAGUUUGAACCAGGAAGUCCUCCUCCUCAUCGUAAUCAGCAGCAGCUUCAACGCCACCUCCGUCCUGCUCAGUGAAAGAUUUUUUUUUUUCUUUUCCGUCUGGUGAUGGAUGAAGAAACAAAGCCAAUGAAGAAGCAACAUGAAUGUUUCUUUUACUUUUACGCACUCAACACUCCUGAGGCCCUGUACAUCAACUUUUUUUUUUUUUUUGUUGCCCUUUGCUAAAACACGACCAAACGGACAAUAAUGCUUUGACGGGAGACAUGUUUUGAAAUUGUUUGUGAUAGGAACUAUUGGACAUUUUACUGCUCAGAGUUCAUUUUAAAGGAAUUGUAUAAAAAAGGGGUCAUUAAUUUAAGUCCUUGUCGGUUAUGUCUUUAACACUAUGGGAUCUAGAAGUGCCUUCUUUGUUCAUUUCUAUACUUUUACAAAACAAAUGUUAGUGUGAAAAAGUUGUCUACCGAUUUGCGUGCGUGUGUGUGUGUGUGUGUGUGUGCGCGCGUGUGUGUUUAGGAAUCAAUCGGCCUUCCUUGAAUCUGUGUUUGUCAGACGCGGCAGCGUUCCUUCUCGCCGUCUGCGCGCACGUGUCCCCAUGGGACCCAGCAGACUCGCUAUAAUGUCUGAAAUUCAGACGACUCGGCUCUUUAACUUAUUUUUGGGGGGAUUGUAACGUUGCCAUGGAGACAGAGCACUUUGUCGUUCUGUGUGUCGCCGCCCUUUAACGUCGCUUGCUAUGGCUCUUCCGACUGAAAUAAAAUGUUCGGCCAUCUUCGU